UUUAUUUAUAUAUAGAGAAGAGAUGAAUACAAACCCAUGAAGAAGAGUCAAAGAAUCAAAUAUUGAUAUCUUCUUGUUCGUCAAUCAGAGCACCAAACCCUAAAUUCGAUCUGAUUCCUUCAGGCACACACACACCUUCAUGUUCUAUAAGUGCACAAGGAUAUUUAUGCCAAGAUCGGAGGUAGGAGAGGUGAAAUCUCACUAUCCAAUUAGACCAGAAUGCCAAGCGGAUGCUCCGAAAACCAGAUUCAAACCUAGAGCAAGGAAAACUCUUAGCCCAAGAAGAUGGCAGGCAGCAUUCACUGAAGAUGGUCACCUAGACAUUGCAGGUGUGCUGAAGAGGAUUCAAAGAGGGGGUAUCCAUCCAUCAAUCAGAGGAGAGGUCUGGGAGUUCCUGCUAGGUUGCUAUGAUCCUAACAGCACUUCCAAUGAGCGAAAGGAACUUAGGCAACAUAGGAGGGAGCAGUAUGCUGCUUGGAAAUCUGAGUGUCAAAAGAUGGUUCCUGUUAUUGGAAGCGGGAAGAUUAUUAUGGUACCUAUAGUUACUGAAGAUGGGCAACCUAUCAAAGAUCCUUCAAUAAACGGUGGUUUAGCAAUCAAUGGUGGAGUCAUCCCAAGUAGUGCAGCCUUAGACAAGAAAAUGACUCGGUGGAAGCUGAGCUUGCCUCAAAUUGGACUGGAUGUUGUACGCACUGAUGGUGUUCUUGUGUUCUACGAAUCUGAAGCUAACCAAGCAAAACUCUGGGAUGUUCUUGCUAUUUAUGCUUGGACUGAUAAUGAUAUAGGCUAUGUCCAAGGAAUGAAUGAUAUUUGUUCUGCAAUGAUCAUUCUUUUAGAAAAUGAAGCAGAUGCUUUUUGGUGCUUUCAACGAGCUAUGCGGAAAUUGAGAGAGAAUUUCAGGUCUGAUGCGAACUCUAUGGGAGUGCAAACUCAGUUGCGUGCCCUUUCAGGAAUUGUUAGAGUAAUUGAUCCAAAGCUUCAUCAACACCUUGAGGCACUGGAUGCCGGGGAAUAUCUUUUUGCACUCCGUAUGCUGAUGGUACUCUUCCGAAGAGAAUUCUCAUUUGCAGAUUCCUUGUACCUUUGGGAAGUAAUGUGGGCUAUGGAGUAUAAUCCGCAGCUUUUCGCAACAUAUGAAGGAUCAAAUGCCGUGGAUAUUAACACUGCAGACAAGAAGCUGAUGAAGCAGUUUGGAAAAUUCGAGAGGAACAACCUGAAAACUGGCAAAUCGGAUCAAAAGAAUGCACUCGCUGUUUUUCUUGCUGCAAGUUAUCUUGAAAAAAAGCACAAGCAAUUACUGAAAAAAGCAAAGGGCCUUGAUGACAUUGUCACGAUACUGGCGAAUUCAACUUCCAAUUCCGACGCGAGAAAGGAACUGAAAAAAGCCCUCAACAUCCAGCAGAAAUACUUGAAAAAGACGAAGGCUACUGCCUAGCUCCCCAGUUUGAUUGAUUCAUUUCAAACAGUUUGAUUCAUUUGUUUUCAAUUUGUAUCACUUUAUGUGUUAUUUUUCCAAUUAUGAUCACCUGUUGUAUAAUAUCAGAAACAUGAAAUUUG
This is a messenger RNA of Impatiens glandulifera, 1557 nucleotides long. RefSeq names its product TBC1 domain family member 15. The transcript is spliced from 12 exons. The coding region runs from base 140 to 1435 and encodes 431 amino acids. Gene Ontology annotation, molecular function: GTPase activator activity. Gene Ontology annotation, biological process: activation of GTPase activity. NCBI's taxonomy places the organism in Eukaryota, Viridiplantae, Streptophyta, Magnoliopsida, Ericales, Balsaminaceae. The record is from RefSeq and is a predicted model, not a curated record.